UCAGAAAAUGUGACAGAACCCAAGAAAAGCGUUGAAUCCUGGAGAGCGUUUUAGACCGAAGCUCCAAAUCUGGCAUCAAAAGCGCGACUUCUCUUAUGUAAUUGGCCGAGCGACCGAAGCAGAAGCGAAAAAUUGAGUAAAAAAUGAUGCAGCAGCAGCAGCAGCAGCAGCUUCUGCUUACUGCUUCACCACCACCAGUACGCAAGUUCUUGAUACCCUCUUCACCAAUUCCACUAACUUCCUCCAACCUGUCCAUUCCUCUGCCUAAACUCUCUUUUUCUUCACGACCCUUUUGCAAUCCCAGCCUCCCACUGCGUUUUACCGCCACCCCAUCUCGCCUCAUCUGCAAAUUCGACAAUAACAACUCAGAUAUGGUAUCACAGUUGGAACUUGGGAAGCUCGAAGGGAGGCAGAAACCAGAGAAGCGUGUGAAUGGGAUAUUCUGGAUUCUACUUCUUAAUCUUGGAAUAUAUGUUGCUGAUCAUGUAUUUCAGGUGCGUGCAAUUAAAGCUUUGUAUUUGUAUCACAACUGGCCUGCUUGGUAUCAAUUUUUGACUGCAACAUUCUGCCAUUUUAAUUGGAAGCAUCUUUCAAGUAACCUGUUCUUCUUGUAUAUAUUUGGUAAACUUGUUGAAGAGGAAGAAGGAAACUUUGGGUUAUGGCUUUCAUACAUCAUAACAGGUGCUGGAGCAAAUCUUGUUUCAUGGCUGGUUCUCCCAAGAAAUGCUGUCUCUGUUGGAGCAUCUGGUGCAGUUUUCGGACUCUUUGCAAUUAGUGUCCUUGUGAAGAUGUCUUUGGACUGGAGGAAGAUUCUUGAGGUACUUAUAUUGGGCCAAUUUGUAAUUGAAAAGGUGAUGGAAGCAGCACAAGCUUCAACAGGGUUAGCGGGUGGUUUUCGAGGAGGCUUUGCCUUACAGAAUGUCAAUCACAUAGCACAUCUCUCUGGUGCCCUAUUUGGUGUAGCUCUGAUAUGGCUUCUCAGCAGAUUUCCCUCACAACCAUCAAAUACGAGUACCUCAAACAUGCAGAGGAGAAAAGACUGACUGAUAUUAAACAAUCUAGCUUUUAGAAGUUUGAUUGAUGCCUUUGUGUGUCAAUCAAAAUUUCACCCUGUAUUUGUAAGUAGACUGAAACAGAAAUCAACACGAUUAAGGUUUAAGCAAUUACCUAGCAAUGUUCUGGGUUAAGCAUUUC
Molecule: messenger RNA, 1194 nt
Organism: Coffea eugenioides
Lineage: Eukaryota; Viridiplantae; Streptophyta; Magnoliopsida; Gentianales; Rubiaceae
Product: rhomboid-like protein 11, chloroplastic
Exons: 7
Coding region: 144-1043 (299 amino acids)
Cellular component (GO): membrane
Molecular function (GO): serine-type endopeptidase activity
Source: RefSeq, a predicted model, not a curated record